Messenger RNA from Lobosporangium transversale, 942 nucleotides. Its product is annotated as triose-phosphate transporter family-domain-containing protein. The record is from RefSeq and is a predicted model, not a curated record. The transcript is spliced from 3 exons. Bases 1 to 942 code for a protein of 313 amino acids. NCBI's taxonomy places the organism in Eukaryota, Fungi, Mortierellomycota, Mortierellomycetes, Mortierellales, Mortierellaceae. Gene Ontology annotation, molecular function: antiporter activity. Gene Ontology annotation, cellular component: Golgi apparatus.
AUGCUCGGGAAGGAACGACCCCAUCCUUUGCAGCUCUCUGCUGCUGCAACCACUAGGCCGGGCAAGGUUGAUACGUCCUACACAUGGCUGGCCAUGUAUUUCCUUCUCAACCUCACCCUGACCAUCUAUAACAAGGCUAUCCUCAGUACAUUCCACUUUGGUUUCCCUUGGACCCUGACAGGGAUCCACACUCUUUGCUCCGGCGUGGGUGCUUAUAUCAUGGCUCGGAUGGGUUACUUCACACCUGCACAGCUUGGAGAACACGAAAAUAUGGUCAUGUUGAUGUUUUCAUUUCUCUACACUCUCAACAUUGCUAUCAGUAACGUUUCACUAAAUGAGGUCUCUGUCGCCUUCCACCAGGUUGUUCGUGCCAUGACACCAGUCUUCACAAUUGCCAUCUCGGUUGCAUUCCUCGGAAAGAGAUACAGCGGCAUGACCUAUCUCUCGUUGGUACCUUUACUCUUGGGAGUCUACAUGGCAACUGUUGGUGAUUACUCCUACACUGCCAUGGGCUUUUUCCUCACCGUCCUCGGCACAGUCCUCGCUGCGACAAAGACCGUUGUCACCAACCGUAUCCAGGUCGGUCGUCUUCAGCUUCAUCCCCUUGAUCUGUUGCUCCGAAUGAGUCCUCUGGCAUUUGUGCAGACAGUCAUCUUUUCGUGGAUGAAGGGCGAACUGGAUGAGGUCGUGUCGUUCUGCAAGACAGAGAUGAGCUAUAGCUUGAUCUUGGCCCUUUCGAUCAAUGGUAUCAUUGCCUUCUUCCUCAACUAUGUCUCCUUUACCGCCAACAAGAAGACCAGUGCCUUGACCAUGACUGUCGCUGCCAAUGUCAAACAAGUGUUGUCGAUCGUGGUUGCUGUUACGGUGUUUAACACCAAGAUUGGAUUCUUGAACGGAUUGGGUAUCAUCAUGACUCUUAUUGGAGGCGCUUGUUAUAGGUAA